Molecule: messenger RNA, 881 nt
Organism: Linum trigynum
Lineage: Eukaryota; Viridiplantae; Streptophyta; Magnoliopsida; Malpighiales; Linaceae
Source: the annotation of a GenBank genome assembly
CAGGCCUGAUAGUUUGUAAGCUGGAGAUGGAAUUAGAGAGAGAGAGAGAGAGUGUGUGUGAGUUUGGGGGCGGUCUCCUCAUCAGUACGAAAGGGUUUUACUUGUUUGUUGCUUUUCUACACACUUCUCCUGAGCUUGUCACAGGGUUUUCAAUUUAGGGUUCGUGGGCGUUUGGGGGGCAGAAAUUUGCAGCAGAGUUGUCAGAGGUCCAGCAAUGGAGGUGAUAACGGAAGGAGUCAAUAACUUAACCGUCGCCGAUUCAGCUGCUCCAGGAUACCAGAGGAACAGAAUCCAAGUUUCCAACACCAAGAAGCCUCUCUUUUUCUACGUCAAUCUCGCCAAGAGGUAUAUGCAGCAGUUCAACCAAGUGGAGCUUUCUGCUCUUGGGAUGGCUAUAGCCACUGUUGUUACUGUUGCCGAGAUCUUGAAGAACAAUGGAUUUGCAGUCGAGAAGCGAAUCACAACUUCGACUAUUGACAUGAGGGAGGAUGCUGCAGCUCGUCCGAUUCCGAAACCAAAGAUUGAAAUCAUGCUGGGAAAGUCUGAGAAGUUUGAUGAGUUGAUUGCUGCUGUUAAAGAAGAAGAAGAAGAAGAGGAGAACUCAGCUUAGUCCAAAUGGAUCUGUUUUCCUUGGCUUCCUUGUGGAUGAAGCUUCAACUUUGUGUCCUAGUUGCUAAGACAAAGUUAAAUUCCUUGACGUAGUAUUUUCUCUGGUAGAAACAUUGGGCUAAUGCUGUUGAAUGUCGAAAAUGGUAGCUAUUCGAAACAACAAUUUCUCUUUCCAUUCCCUCGAACAAAAGUUAGUUAAAACAAUGACCAUGUGCUUGUUUUUCUAACCUUCCAAAAACGAAGGCUCACUGAACUAAAAGCCUGGAAACAAA